Coccinella septempunctata (seven-spotted ladybird) is the source of this 1998-nucleotide messenger RNA. RefSeq names its product carboxylesterase 4A-like. Bases 279 to 1955 code for a protein of 558 amino acids. The transcript has 11 exons. The record is from RefSeq and is a predicted model, not a curated record. Lineage: Eukaryota; Metazoa; Arthropoda; Insecta; Coleoptera; Coccinellidae.
CCUUUCGAAAUCGUAAAAUGGGCUCUCGAUGAAUCAUGAAUUCUAGAAUAUUGUCGAUUGUCGCCAACAUUCCCAUUUGGUCCGUGAAUAACUAAACAGUUAUUGAAAUAGUUUUCUUCUACUACGUUUCAGCGAAACAAUAUAAAUAUUUGAGUUUACUGAAUGCACUUAUAUUGUGCAUUCCUACAAUUUCAUCGUAAAUCAAGUGCAAAUAUUUUCGUCAAUUAUUAUCUGAACGGAAGCUUCAAAUAACGUGUGAACAUCGAUGAGGUUUCACAAUGAGAGCUUUUCUAGUACCUACAAUGUUACUCGUGUUGACUAUUCUGCUACUCGCGAAAGAUCUACAUGCGAGAUUAAUCGAUGUUGAUCAGCAGUCUAAUCCAGUGGUCGCUACCAAGAAUGGGAUAGUUCUAGGUGAAAAAUUGAAGGUUGAAGGUGCAGAAUUUCCAUAUUACGGCUUCCAAGGCAUCCCUUACGCUGAACCACCGAUUGGGGAUAAAAGGUUUCUGCCACCGCAAGCGAAGAAAGGAUGGAAGGGGAUCUUGAACGCAACCAAAGACAUUCCAGCGUGUAUGCAAACAGUUCUUCCAACCUCCAACAUGACUGUGUCCGAGGAUUGUCUGGUUUUGAACGUUUAUACCCCGAAUCUACAUGGAUCUCUUCCUGUUAUGGUUUAUAUUUAUGGUGGAGCGUUCGUUGCUGGAUCUGCAUCCAGGCAGACUUAUGGUCCGGAUUACUUGAUUCAAGAAAAUGUCGUCUUGGUUCUUCCGAAUUAUCGCCUUGGUAUAUUUGGUUUUCUCAGCACGGAGGACCUGGUAGUGCCGGGAAACAACGGCCUCAAGGACCAGAUCAUGGCUUUGGCGUGGGUCAGGGAGAAUAUAGGGACGUUCGGUGGUGAUCCGAACAGAGUCACCAUUUUCGGAGAGAGCGCAGGGUCGGCCUCGGUUUCGUUGCUCCUCCAAGCCAAGAUGGCGGAAGGUCUGUUUCACGCAGCCAUAAUGGAGAGCGGGGUGAGCUUGAGCCUGUUUUCAAGGACGAGGAACCCUUUGAAAAUCGCAAAAACAACAGCCGAAUUAUUAAAGAUCGAGGCUAAUACUACAGGGGAGCUCGUGAAGGGACUGAGAGCUGUUGGCGCUGCAGCACUUCAAGAAGCUUCUUUCAAGAGCAUGUUGAAGGUGUCCUUGCUUGGGAACCCCCUCAACGGACUCUACUUCUCGCCAUCAAUCGAACCGAAGCAUGAAGGAGCCGUUUUGUCGGAAUACAGUCACGAAGGGCUGAAGAAGGGCCACUACGCCAAAGUUCCAAUCAUCGUUGGGUUCAAUUCGGCCGAAGGAAAUCCUUUCGAGACAGCUGUGACUGAUAUACCACUUUUCCUGGCAAGAUACGACCUAGACAACGGCCUUCUUGUACCCUCAAGUAUGAACGUUAAGGAGACGCUGAAGAAGAAAGUUGGCUCGGAAAUCAAGGUGCAUUACUUUGGAGAUAUCAGCGUGGCUCAUGGGGAAGGAAAUCUCAGCAGGCUCAUAACUGACGACCAAUUCAUCAGACCGACGGUGGAGUUGGUCCGCUUGGUGUCUCCAGUCAUACCAACUUAUUUAUACGAAUUUUCGUACGUGGGUAAUGCCUCUAUAGCACCGAGGAACCUUCCAGGUGUUGGACACGCUGAAGACGUGAAGUAUUUGUGGAACGUCGGGGAACCCCUGGACGAAAGGGACUCUGUGACGAGUAAGAAGCUGGUCAAACUCUGGACCAACUUCGCCAAAUACAGAAAUCCCACCCCUUCUAUCAAGCCUGGCCUUGAUAAUGUGGUCUGGAGACCUUCGAACAACUUGAUUUUUCCGUUCCUACAAAUAAAUACCACACUUCGCAUGGAGAAAAAUCCUCGAAAGAAAGAUUUGGAUUUUUGGUCACACCUGUUCAGUACUUACGGUACGCCACCCUAUGACACGUAUUGAAAAUCAGAAAGGAAUCAGAAAAAAUAAAGAAAUCCCAAGUAUU